Messenger RNA from Schistocerca gregaria, 6389 nucleotides. RefSeq lists its product as uncharacterized. The transcript is spliced from 3 exons. NCBI's taxonomy places the organism in Eukaryota, Metazoa, Arthropoda, Insecta, Orthoptera, Acrididae. The coding region runs from base 481 to 1371 and encodes 296 amino acids. The record is from RefSeq and is a predicted model, not a curated record.
ACGGCUAAGUACGCUCAAAGGAAUCAGCCGCUGAGGCGAGCUGCGAGCUGCCAGCCAGUUGCACACCCGUAAAGACGCCUCCGCCUCGUCUCGCCCACUGCGGGCAAGACGCCGCUGCGAGUCGCUCCUGCGUUUCCGCGGAAAUCGCUGUACCGACCGCCUUCCGCCAGUCCUAGGAUCCACGCCUUCGGCUUCGUUCGCUCCCGUGCCCAUGUGGUGGCCCCGAGGAAGUUCUAAACGUAGCAGCUGCCUACCGCAUCAGUUCGAAAUAAUACACCUAAUGCUUUAAUUGCGAACAGGCGCAGCUCUUCUGUUUCGCCGAAACUGCGCGGUAAACAGUUAAGUUCUCCGUCCUACUGGAUGAAGAUCCUUCUGCGGAGAUGAAGGCAUAGGCUUACAAGUGUGCAGUGUGUUCAGCCACUGACCUGCAACAUUCGAAGACUUUUUUUUUAGCCAGACAGUAGCAACAAAGGCGGCGCGAUGCACGCGAUGGGGCUGCACUCGGCGCUGGCCAUCAAGCGGCAGCGCAAGCGGCGCGAGGAGCAGCGGCGGGCGCGCGAGCGCCGCUUCAGCACGCAGAGCACCGAGUCGGGCCUCACGUCGCCGCACAACAGCAUCGCCAGCCUGGACCGGCAGCGCGGCGCGCGCCGCACCGCCGCCCACUCCAAGGCCACCGGCGACGCCGUCGGCUCCAAGGUGGUGACGAGCGUGGGCAUGAUGCACAUCGGCGUGGUGUUCCUGGUGCUGGGCGCCUUCCUGCUGGUGUCGGGGCUGCUGCCCACCGACCUCACCUCCUGGAGCACGCUGCCCGGCGGCGCCUGGUUCAACGAGCUGUCCAUCACGGGCGCGUUCGCCCUCUUCAUCGGCGUCUUCCUAGUCGUGCUGAACCGCAUCAUCUCGAAGCGCGAGGAGGACGUGCUGAACGAGUACGUGCAGCGCCAGCUGACGCGCUCGCGCUCGGGCCACCGGCUGGUGCGCGACGUGGAGACGGGCUGCCUGACGACGCGCGCGCAGCAGCGGCCGCGCACCACCGAGGACUCGGCCGCGUCGACGCCGGACCCCGAGGCGGCGGAGCCCGCGCCGCUGCACCUGCCGGGCGCCGGUCUGGCCGGCGGCGGGCCCGCCUCGCCGCGCUCGCCGCCGCUCGCCGACGGCCUGCUGUCGCCGCACCACCAGCUGGAGCAGAUCGCCGAGGAGGAGCCGCUGCCCGCGCUCGCGCCCUACUGCGAGAAGGGCGAGGACGAGGCGCGCGGCCGCCACGGCAAGGACGUCUGCUCCAACGGCUCCACCACCGGCGGCAGCCUCAGCCCCGGGUCGCCGUCCGAGACGCAGGAGCUGCUGUCGGCGCGCGCGCGUUUCCUCAACAUGUGAGAGCUGGCCGCGUGCGACUCCCCCCCGCCCCUGUACAAGGCCUCGCCCGCGGCGACCCACCACUUCUACGUCCCGCUGCCGCUGGCGCCGCACCAGGUGGUCAAGACCUCGCGCCUCUGAGGGCCACGCGGGGUCGCACGCGCCGCUUCCUUCCUUCUCAGCCGAGCCGCCGGCUCCUCUUCUCCCUGGGCUGUAACCGUAACUCUGACACCUGCGCCUUACAGUCCGUCUACACUGUCGGUCACCCGAGAAAGCUAGGACGGCCAGUUCCGCAGUUCGAGAGAAGACUAAAUAUACAUAAAUCAUUUUUCUGCGUCAGCUGCUUCUUAAUUACACCACUGUCCGUUUCGAUUGUCGUCACCGUCAUACUUAGUUGGAGAGUUGCACGGUUUCAUUCUCGGCGUCAGUACAGAGCUCGGAUUCCUUUUCACAGCAGCAGACAGGGUAUGUUACUGGAUAAUCUUUUCAGCUGACACUUUGAUGAGACUGUCAGCAGCUCGUGGUCUUGUGGUUAACGUUGCUGACUCUCGAUCGCGGGGUCUCCCAAUUCUAUCCCCAGCCUGAUCGGGAUGGGUGUGUGCGUAUUUUCCUCUUCAUCACUUCAUCACCGUCGGCGCACAAAUAAAAGCACCAGUACCAGGUGGACGAACUCCCCAGGAGCGGACUCCUUGCCAAAAAUGUCAUACGCACAUUUCAUUGGUAGUAUUUUCUUCAGUGACGAUUUUCAUACCUCACUUACUUUCGUUGGAAAGGCAACCUACUUCGUAUACCGUACGUUUCCCUUCGUACUGUGUGUGAACAAGACUGACAUAUUUUAUUUUUCGAUGUGAUUACGUUUUAGAUCACUUCAAGUACUUCAGUUUUUCAACGGAGUUGGACUGCCACAAACAUGUCUGAAAACGAACUUGUCUAAUUUCGAAACUGACUAAGUGAAUCAAAUCCAGUCAAUAAAACAGUUGCGUGGGUUACCCAGUAACAUUAUACAGGGCUUAAUGGGUAUAAGUGUACAUAUUUCUAUUGGUGACUGAGAACAGUGUACAUGAACGGCGGUUAAUCUGUAUUUACGUCAUUUGCACACUAAUCAUUGCAGCUAUUACAAGUCGUAUGUUUGGGGGUUGGUUGGUACCUCCAGAUACGUGUGGCAAGACCAACCCAUUAAUGUUUAUUUUCUCCUGAGCAGCAGGUCUCGUGUUGUAGUGUGGACAUGUAAACGCAAAACAGUUAAUCUAUACUGACAGCUAUACAGCACUUGUUUCAGCUACGACCGUUGGAGAACAUCAGGUCGUAUAGAUUCUGAAAUGUUUGUGCGAAGACCGUUUCAUGCAGAGACAACACAACUAACACACUGCUCUGUAUUGAUAUUAAGGUACCGUAUCUAAAAAUAUCUGCGCUUCUGCUCUUUACACCCUAUAUUAAUAAAGUACAACAGAACGCCACCAACGUUCCAUUCACGAGACUGAAUCACACCAAAAUAAAAGUAAUUACGUCUUUUGAGGUAGAGGAGGAUCAAAGCGAUGCUGCAUACUUUAAUCUGUUGUUUCUGCUCUUCACUGCACAUGAGGUGUUAUGUACAAAGAAACUGUGCUAGAUUGAUGCCCAAAUAAGGAGACAGUAUGACUUGCUCUGCACACAGAAGGCUUGACCAGACCGCCAACGUGCUCUUCUCCCACGCCACACAUUCCAGCUGUUGCCUUCUUCAAGCAACUCGCAACGCCGAGCCCAACGCCACGUCGAACCACAUUUUCUGCUUCUGACUCUCCCUAGGUAAAUUUGUAUGCUGGGAAGAUCAACGUCCCUUCUUAACACAAUACUCGUCAUUUUUGCUUCAUACCUCCCUCUACGAACACUACAGUGGCUAAGUACCUUGACCAUACCUAAACAAACAUGGAGAUUAACGCUAGAUGUUCUAAGGGAACCCCGAAAGACAUCCUAUACUCAGGCGCAGUCUAGAGCGUCACCUGGUACACUGUUCCCUAACACUGCGCUUCGCUCCAUAACUCGCCUUCGUAUAUGCAACACCUCUACAACACCUCACGAACAGCGAAGAGCAAAUACAUCACACAGCGGUAAGCAGAAGCUUCUUGACUUUUCUUUACUUAGAAGACGAAACAUAACAGGUUUUGCAAUUGACCAGCUGCUGCAUAAAGGCUUCUUGAGCUAUGGACGAAUACCAAGAAUGUAACGAUUCAAAUUUUCAGCUGAAAAUGACAGUAGAAUCAUCGAAACGCGAAGUGCUUCAACAGAAAAGCGACCGACGUGAAUAACGGUUUUGCUUAUAUUUAAUCAUCGGUCGCAGUUCUCAAGAUGCCGGCCUUUAUGGAUGAAAUAACUAUCGGGAGGUGAUUGCUGCCUCGUUAAACAUACUGGUUCUAUACUUGACAGCGUGGAAGCAGUAGGCAAGUAUGGGAAAAGCAUCAAUCCCUCAGAACAGUAGUUCAGUCUUGGUGUACAAACACGCAACUCUUAAGGGAAUGGGACGACAUCGUAUACAGAGCUUUUUAAAGUACAUUAAUGGUGGUCAUCUUACAACAUUCCAAUAUGUCAAAAUUCGCGAGUCUUUAAUGCUCAUUAGAAGCACUGUUCAUCGGAUUUUACAUGUAUUUAUGGGGAAAUUUUCAGCGACUCAAGUCACGCUUUGUAGUCACCUAACGGUUCUGAUCUCAUACAGUAUUUAGCUCCUCAGGUCUCGCCGAGAAUAUCUUGUUCAUAUAACUCGUCGCAACUGCAUGUGCAAGCUGCUUACAUCUUUCAUUCUUCAUAAUUUAACAUACCGCUUGCUCUGAGUCAUACAAACACUAAAUGACUGACAAGAGGCAUUAGCAUAUAUGAUUUUGGCGAAUUACGUGUACGACGUUACCAACUACGAGAUCUUAUGAUGGUCAUAGAACAAAUUAGAAUUAUAGCUGAAUAUUCUAUGAAAUUAGACCUGAUAAACGAUUAAAAACAGAAUUCAUGCUUGAGAGUGGUGUUCUAAGCCAGCAGUACAAAGUGAUUUGAAGACACCACACGGCUGUACCGUGUACCUCCUGUAUUUAUCACUACAGACCAUCUCUAAUACUUAUUCUGCGCACAGUAUUCCUUAGAUUUUGAACAUCUGUGGAGCCUGAGUGUCUUGUUGCAAGAUCUGUAAAACCAUUAGUUCCAUCACGAUAAAUAACACAGACUUCAAAAGUCUUUUGCAGCAACAUUUUGAAAUACACCAGAUAUAAUAAAAGAAAGUUCACUGCAUAACACUCACGACUCAUUGUAAGCUAUUUUUAUGCUGGCUUGAACAAUCGUUAUCAGAUUAUCGCCACUCAAAUUUGCCUGCUUCCACUCUUGAUUCAAUUCCAGAAUUACUUUAUUCUAAUGCCUGAGUGGAGCAGAAGUUCUUUCUUUUGCAAAAGUUUCUGAUUUAUCCUUGCUCUGACGUCUCAUCAUAAAUCAAAGCAAUUGUCCACGCAUUUACAAAUAUAAACUGCCUCUUUCCAUCCCAUAAACCCUCAAAAUGAAUAAAUACACGGGAAACAUAUAUUAAACGAAAAUCUCCUCAAAUUCCAGCAGCACCAACAGACAGACAACAAAAUAUGAGAAUAGCUCAUAUUGUAGCGCUAUUCCUCGAAAAAAUAAUGGUAAAUAAAAUAAAACAUAUUUGUUAAGUUACUGGGUACUAAAAAAUCUUUUGGUUGGCAUUACUGUCUAGGUAAACAGCUAGAGCAGUGGUUUCCAUUGGUAUAAAAUAGUAACAUCUUUCAAAAAUCAUUUAUGUUUGUCACCGAUUCCUCGAAUCUCAAUUUUACUAUCAUAGGUCGAUUUCAAUAUUUCUUUAUGAAAGUCCACACAUUAAUAGAUGACAAAAGUUAUUAGGUUUGUGGACAACAUGCAUUUCUCGUUAACACUAAACAUAAUAAGAAAUUUCUGCAACUAUAAGUCAUAUUCUGUGCAGUGAAGUCGAAAUUCAGAGUUAAGUUAUUUCUUUGCCAGAAGCUGAAUUAAUCAGCAUCACAUUCGGCACACUAUCUAAUCUAUUCAUGUUAGUUCAUAAUAAUUGAUAACCAUAGGCCACUUCCUUCAUGAUCAAUUCGCUAUGUGGAAAGUUUCACUCUAUAUUUACUGAGAACGGAGAUGGCCUGAUUUGCAGUUUUAGCAGUAAUAAGAACACGACACGCUCAAAAAAGGGAUAUCCAUUGCAACUUCACUUCCUCUAGAAGAAAGUGUCUCUGCUGAUUCAAAAAUACGCCACAUACUUUAUAAAAAUCAUUCCAUUCUCAAAGGCUUAACGAGCUACAGCGAUACUAAUUUAGGCUGAACUAUUAUAAAAACAAUUGCAUCAUAUGAAAAUGGAACAUCUGUGGUGUCAGUAAACAUUCACUUCCUUAGUCUAAAGAAAUUCAUUUAUAAAAGCUUGAUAUGAUCUACACCAUUAACAUCUCAUGAAAGAUUUACAUAGCCAGUUUGUUACACAUCUGAUUAUAAUGGGCAGAAAUUCAAUAGAGAAAUGAAUGUGAUGUAGAAACAGAUAUAUUGUUUAGAGUGAGCAGUGAAGAUCACCACCACUAAUAUCUGAAAUAUAAUUUUUAACAAUCAUUGUAAUUUUUUGUAUUUCUACUACCACAUUAUUUGUUAAAAUAAUGUCCUUGUGGCAAAAAUACUACAUGUAUGGUGGAUAAUUUUUGAGAUAUCUUCUUUGAUUACAAGGAACACAAAUAUAGAACUUUAGAAAAUUAAAUCUCAGUCUUUUAUGCCUCGUACAGUUAAGUUCUGCAAAAUGUGGCAGUAAUAAAGCUGUAAAAACCAACCAGCAACAUUUUAAAUUAUAAAAAAAUGGAAUUUUUAAAGAAAAUUGCCCUUCCUUUAGUAUUUAUCUGUACAAAACAGAAUGAUAACUACAGAAUGACUUCCUCUUCAUAUAACUUAUCAUGGUAAUGGAGGCCAACAGAGUUAUGUAAUUUAAACAUGAAAUACAAUUAACAUUUUAUAAUUAUUAGAUGCUUGUUAUCAACUUCAUAUGUCAGUUUUAUUUCUCUAUCUAUAUCUAU